AUGGAUCCCCAACCCACCAGCAAGCUAUUUACCCCCGAAAUACUGUCUGAAGACCCUAUUCUCGGUGGAGCUCGACCCAACCACGAUGGAACGCAGGUUCUCUAUUCAGAGCGGAAAGCCAAUUGUGGUGGUAGAAUAAUGACCAAAUGCUGGAAAAUUAUGGAUGUCGCAACUGGAGAAUGGCAAACGCUCAUCACAGAUCAGGAGGUAUUUGAAGCAAUUUGGUUGGCAGACGAGCCUGACACGAUAAUUACCCUGAGCUUUGACGAGUAUGCCCCGUAUCAGACCCAGGUCGCAACGUACGAUCUCAAAGGGCUGCAAGUCAAAAGGCAAGUCGCUUGUCUAUUAUCGAAAGUAUCUGACCUUAGAGUGGAGCGUCUCAAAAACGGCAGCAUUGCGUUCGCAGUAAUUGGUAAAGUAGGGAUAAACGGCGAGCUGCGUUGGGAGAGAAAUUAUACGCGGCCAGACCAUCACGGGUUGGUAUAUGACACUGAUGAAGUGCGAACAGAUGACGAAUAUAUGGAUAAUAUAAAAGAAUCAAUAUUCUUCUCGAUCUUGACGAAGUCUGAGGAGGGAUGGGCGUUAGCCGGGCCCCUACAUAAUGCGCUUGCCAAUACAGACCUCAAGCCACAUAAAUCUUACAACAUAUCCCAGGACGGAAUCGUAUUUAUAGCCGAAGAUUAUAGCGUAAAACAUGUGCCAUCGCGGAUCAGGCACGCCUACCUCCUUCGACUGGAUUCCUUCAGCAGUGCUAGUACUCACGGACCUAGGAAAAUAGAAAUACCGGAUGAGAGCCCGGAUGAAAGCGAUGAUCAUAGUUCAAGCCCCCAUUUCAGCCCCGAUGGCUCUCAGGUCAUGUUCUUGAGAGGGGAUAACAUCCACAUCUACCAGAUUGGCGAAAGCAAAUCCGUUAAGGUGCUUGAUACUUUAGCGGAUGGGAAAUGGCCGUUAAUUGCGACGGAGAUCCAGUUUGCUCCUAGUGGCAAGGCCAUAUAUGUCAGUGCUGAAGACCAUGGAAGAACCAAUCUAUACGAGAUCGACCUGCAGUCAAAAACAAAGCCCAGGAUGCUUUUCCGUGGCGGUACCGUGACUGCAUUCUACCCCCUUGGUAAAAGCGACGGGCAGAUCCUUGUAACCAGCUCAAGUCUAGUAGACGGUUCGCUCUACAGUAUCAUCUAUACCGACGAAACCCAAGACCCUAGACUGCUUUUAUCGCUUACGAACCACGGCGCUCGACUUGGUAUUUCCUCAAGUCAAAUCUCGGAGAUACACUUUAAAGGUGCUGGUGAUUACCAAGUCCAUGCGUGGAUGGUAAAGCCUAGCUACUUUGACGAAAGCCGAAAAUAUCCCUUGGUUCUUCUUGUACAUGGAGGACCUAAGGGCUCCUGGGGAGACGAAUGGUCCGCUACCAUUAAUUUGGCACUUUUUGCUGAGCAAGGCUACAUUGUUGUAGCUCCGAAUAUUACUGGCAGCACAGGCUUUGGCCGGGAAUUCGAAAGAGCGAUACAAGACAACUGGGGCGGUCGUCCAUAUGAUGAUCUAGUCAAAUGCAUGGAUUACCUAGAGCAGAACCCUAAUAUCGAUAUUGAUAAAGCCGUCAUGAUAGGCUUCAGUUAUGGAGGAUACAUGUGUAACUGGGCCCAGGGUCACCCACUUGGCCGACGUUUCAAGGCCAUGGUCUCUUGGGGCGGCGUUUUCCACUUGCCAACCUACUUUAUGGAGCGGGAUAUAUGCCCAAGCUUGAAAAAGACCUAUCGCUUCAGCGGUUCGGAAAUCCUAUGGAAGAACCCCGAAGGUUUAGAGCGGUUUAACCCAGCACGUCCAGAUCUCCUCCCUAGCUGGAAGACACCUAUGCUUGUUGUCCACGGUAGCGAUGAUUUUCGGAGCCCAGUUACUGGGGCUAUAGCUGCAUUCCGUACGCUACAGCUACUAGGAACACCAUCCAGACUCCUUAUAUUCCUUGACACAGGCCACUAUAAAUAUCAAUUCAAGGACAUCCGCAAAUACCACCAAGAGGACAGAACCGAAUUGAUCACCCCCUGGCAGACGUUCCGCGAACGUGUGAAAUCCUGGUGUCGCAAAGUAUUCUCUCGGCCCAAGGCACGAGAAGAGGAGAAGUCAGCUAGUCCAAUCUCUUCGCCCGAAGCUUGCGAGCCCGGAAUCUUCAACGACGAUGGACCACCGAAGCUUGAUGUCUUGAGAGGCCCUACCCUCAGCGAUAGCCUGUCCGAUACCGGCUUCAUCCUGUACAGCGAACCCGCCAAGAAGAAGAAAAGCAAGCAAGCAUCCGCUGACAAGUUCCGCUAUUCAUUCCGAAGCGAGGGUAGCCGCCCUGUAUCGAUGAUCAUCGAGGAAGGAUCCAAGUAA
Molecule: messenger RNA, 2367 nt
Organism: Daldinia childiae
Lineage: Eukaryota; Fungi; Ascomycota; Sordariomycetes; Xylariales; Hypoxylaceae
Product: Dipeptidyl-peptidase 5
Exons: 7
Coding region: 1-2367 (788 amino acids)
Biological process (GO): proteolysis
Molecular function (GO): serine-type endopeptidase activity
Source: RefSeq, a predicted model, not a curated record